Messenger RNA from Drosophila obscura, 4006 nucleotides. Its product is annotated as box A-binding factor. The transcript is spliced from 7 exons. Lineage: Eukaryota; Metazoa; Arthropoda; Insecta; Diptera; Drosophilidae. Gene Ontology annotation, molecular function: DNA-binding transcription factor activity, RNA polymerase II-specific; zinc ion binding; RNA polymerase II cis-regulatory region sequence-specific DNA binding. The coding region runs from base 750 to 3719 and encodes 989 amino acids. The record is from RefSeq and is a predicted model, not a curated record. Gene Ontology annotation, biological process: negative regulation of transcription by RNA polymerase II; positive regulation of transcription by RNA polymerase II; cell fate commitment.
CAACAGCAGAAGUGAGAGAGACGACUAUAGCAGCUGCUGAGCCUACGAGUGCGGUCGAGACAGAGACGGACACGGUGGCCGCCGUCGACAAUGAGGCAGCGACGACGCCGACGUCGGCCACAAAUUUAUCGUCAUUUGAGUCCGCGCGUUUGCAGGCUCACACUUCAGUUGCAGCGAAACUCACAAACGAAACGGUUACCACCAGCGACACGGCGACAGUCACAGCGAAUACUGCAGUUGUAACAGUAGAAUCUACAGAGGCAGCAGCAGCCACAACAAUUACAGCAGAGAUCGAGAGAGAUCCUAAUCGUGUGGCAGCGGCGAUAGACAACGGUACUCAAGAGAGCAACGCGAGUGAAAGUGUCGAUAAUAAGAUCAAAGUAAUAAACUAUGCGCAUCAGCAGCAGCAGCAACAAAUCUACGAGCAUCAGCAGCAACAGCAACACCAGCAACAAUUUCUCAGUCAGCAAUUAAUUCAGGAGCAACAGCACCAGGAGCAACUGCAGCAACAGCAGCAGGAACAUUGGUUGGCUUACGAUUUGACGAGCGGAUCAGCAGCAGCGGCCGCAGCAGCAGCAGCAGCCGUGCAAGCAGUCCAAGCAGUGGAUCAGAAGCCCCCAGAUUUGUAUACCUUGGCGGCCUCGCAUCAUCAUUUCUUUAGCCACCUGAGCUAUCCGCCACCGCAUCCGCCCGCCCAGCUGUACGAACACUACCAGAGCAUCACCGGCGCCAGCACGGAUCCAUCCAUAAUGAGGAAUAACUUUGCGCUGUACAGCGUUUAUGGUGGUGGAGGAGGAGGAGGAACGGCAGGAGCAGGAGGAAUGAUCCCACACGAUCAUGUGGUGGCAGCCGCCGCAGCGGCAGCAAAUGCACAGAAUACGCCCAACAUUGACGAGGUCAUCCAGGACACACUGAAGGAUGAGUGCUUCGAUGAUGGGCAUAGCACCAGCUAUCACAUGCUGACCUCCGUCUCAGAUUUGCAUUCCUUGAAAGAUCCCAGUCCCACCAUUUACUCGCUGUCUCACCAGCAACAGCAGCAGCAACAGUUGCAACAACAAUUGUAUCACCACCAACAACAGCAGCAGCAGCAGCAGCAGCAACACCUCCAGCAGCAGCAGCAACACCAACAACAGCACCACCAUCACAACAAUUCCGCCAGUUCGGCAGGCGGGGAUUCCCCUUCGUCCUCCUCGCAUGCAUUUUCCACGCUCCAGAGCUUCACGCAGCUGACGAGCUCCGGCCACAGGGACAGCCUCUCGCCGGAACAGCAAGGGGGAUACUUCAGUCCCAGCCUGCAGACAACCAGUUCCGUGUAUGCUGGGCCCCUGCUUACCCAAGCCGCAAAUGGGAUGCAGUACGGCAUGCAGUCGCCCAGCCAAGCCCAUGCGCAACUCCAGCAGCAACAGCAGCAUCCCCAUCAGCAGCAACAACAUGCCCACCAGCAGCACAAUCCCCACCAGCAACAGCAGCAGCAACAGCUCCAUCAGCAUCACAAUUCCAGCAGCAGCAGUCCGGGACCCGUGGGUCUGGCCACUGGAACGACUGUCAAUGGCAGUGGACUCCUGGACGAUGGCUAUGGCUCGCCAAAGAGCAGCCACAGCGGCGGCGGAGGAGGUGGAAGCGGCGGUGGCACAUUGCCUGCCUUCCAGCGUAUUGCAUCGGCGAGCAGCGGCUAUGGCAGCGGCGUGGCCAAUGGCUCCUCGGUGGUCAGUGGAGCCGAACGGUCCGCUGGCUACGCAUCGCUGGCCAAUUAUCGCACUCAGAGCGAUGCCUGGGCACCCGCCCAUUACGAGCCAAUCAGUUACGCAGCAGCCACCGCAUCCGGUGUCCAGACGCAGCUUGUAGGCGGCCUUGGUGGGGCCGGAGUGGUCACGAAUGUGAUACGAAACGGCAGGGAGAUCUAUGCGGCAAAUGUAGCAACAGCAGCAGCGGUAGAAGGCGCCGCAGGACGAGUGGAUCCAGGAUCCUAUCUAACAGCAUCGGCAUCGCUGUCAGCAAUGGCCGCUGAAUCAGGCGGGGAUUUCUAUAAGAGCUACCCAUUUAAUGUGAACGCCAGCGGCAGUGGCCGUAGUAAGGCCAACACCCCAACAGCCGCAGGCACGGCCAUAGCCACUGCUGUUGCAACUGCAGCGACAGCUUCGACGCCAGCGGUAAAUGCAACAACGACGAUUGAAGAGCAUGUUAGUCGCGCCAAUUCGAGACGCUUGAGUGCCUCGAAGCGCGCUGGUCUGUCGUGCAGCAACUGCCUUACCACCUAUACGUCUUUGUGGCGCCGCAAUCCUGCCGGAGAGCCUGUGUGCAAUGCCUGUGGGCUGUACUUUAAGCUGCAUAGCGUCACACGUCCUUUGGCCAUGAAAAAGGAUACCAUUCAGAAACGCAAGCGUAAACCCAAGGGAGCGAAGAGUGAAAAGUCAAAGAAAAUGAAAAUGGCUCUGAAUGCCCAUCUAGAGGCAGGUGCAGGCAAUGGUGCAGGCUCUGCUGGCUCUGGCUCUGGCUCCCACAAUGUGGGCAUGGGCUUGGAUGUGAAUGAAGAUAUGAAACCAUACAUGCCAUACACCACAACCACAUCGCAGCAGCAGCAAUCGCAGCAGCAGCAGCAACAGCAGCAUCAUCAGCAGCUCAUUGCUGAUCAGCAGCAGCAUUCAUCGGCUGCCAGUUCGCCCCAUAGCAUGGCCUCCUCCUCAUUAUCCCCCUCAGCCACAUCACAUUCGCAUCAUCAACAGCAGCACCAGCAGCAGCAUCAGUUGUGCUCUGGCCUGGACAUGUCGCCCUCGUCGCCAUAUCAAAUGUCACCCAUCAACAUGCAGCAGCAGCAGCAGCAACAUUCAUCCCAACAGCUGCAGCAGCAAUCCUGCAGUAUGCAACAGCAUUCGCCCAGCACUCCCACCUCCAGCACGGCCUCCAUUUACAAUACACCAUCGCCCACCCAACAUCACCAACACAAUAUCCAUAAUAACAACAACAACAGCACAUUGUUCAACAACAACAACAACAACAACAACAAUAGUAGCAAUGAGAAUAACACGAAAAUUAUACAGAAAUAUCUGCAAGCUCAACAAUUGAGCGGGACCAACAACAACAGCAGCAGCAACAGCAACAGCGGGAGCGGGAGCACGGAUCAUCAUCUGUUGGCGCACCUGAUGCCGAACUCCAUUACGGCGGCAGCGCUUGCAGCAGCAGCAGCAGCGACGAUCAAGCCAGAAGUCACAUCGUCAGCCACAGCCACAGCGACAAUCACGGCCACAUCAACACCGACCACGGCAUCGAGCACAUUAUCCUCACUGAGCCUCAGCAACAGCAACAUUAUCAGUCUGCAAAAUCCCUAUCAACAGCUGGGGCUUGGGCAGCAGGCGAUGGCGUUGUCUAAGACAGGAGGACGAAGUGCCUCCCCGCCCUACUAUCUGACGGAGGAGGAGCAGCACAUCAAACUGGAGCAGAUGGAACAUCAGCAUCAUCAGGACCAGCACCACUCCCACAAUCAGCAGCAGCAUCAUCAUCAUCAGGGAGAGCUUAUGCUCAGCCGAUCGGGCUCGCUGGACGAGCACUACGAACUGGCAGCCUUCCAGCGGCAACAGCAAGAGCUCCAUCUGCAGCAGAGUCUGCUGCACGAGCAGCAGGUGGCUGUGGCCAGCUAUGCCAUGCACGCAAAGCAGCUCCAGCUGCAGGAGCUGGAGCGCAAGUACGGGGUGGAUCGGGAGACUGUGGUGAAGAUGGAGUAGACGAUGAAGCUGAAAAUGGUGCACUAUAGCAUGACCAAAGAUCCUGUUGUUAAAUCUCAUAGCUCCAAAGAAUUUAUAGCGUGUAUACCCAAGAGCAGUUCUCCAAGAACCCUUCUCUAUCCUUUAUUCUCUCUCUCUCCCACUAUCACAUUCUAUUUUGUACAUAAGAUUUAAGCAAAUUUAUUGACAUUUCCAUUAGGCGACUCUGAAUCGCGCACUACUCGAAUUUUUCGUUAUUUAAAAAUCUAGUUUAAUUCUUAGCAAAAUGCUAUAUUAUCGAAUGCAGA